Molecule: messenger RNA, 1784 nt
Organism: Lytechinus variegatus (green sea urchin)
Lineage: Eukaryota; Metazoa; Echinodermata; Echinoidea; Temnopleuroida; Toxopneustidae
Gene: gtf2h1
Product: general transcription factor IIH subunit 1-like
Exons: 12
Coding region: 48-1754 (568 amino acids)
Biological process (GO): transcription by RNA polymerase I; nucleotide-excision repair; transcription by RNA polymerase II
Cellular component (GO): transcription factor TFIIH holo complex; transcription factor TFIIH core complex
Source: RefSeq, a predicted model, not a curated record
CCGUUUCUGUUUUUAUCUCAGAGGUUCUGGUAUCAUCAUCUAUAAUCAUGGCCACCUCAUCAGAAGAAGUCUUACUGGUUGUGAAUCAAGUCCGUAGCAGGAAGAGCAAUGGUAGCCUUUAUCUCAUGGGUAAACGUCUGGCCUGGCAAGAAGACAACAAAGAAGUCUUUACUAUCAGCCAUUACUAUGCAGAUGUCAAGCAACAGAGAAUCAGUCAGGAUACAAGUUCCAAAGUCCAGCUUCAGAUCUUGCUUCACAAUGGGUCAAGCACCAAGUUUCACUUUGCAAACCGUGAGGGUCCAGCGGUCCAGAAGCAAGACCGUAACGAUGUCAAGGAGCUACUCCAGCAGCUGCUUCCAAAGUUUCGCAGCCAAGCAAGUAGAGAACUGGAGCAGAAAAAUAAGAUGUUGAAGGAUGAUCCGGAACUGUUUCAGCUCUACCGUGACCUUGUGAUGAGCGGGGUCAUGACUGCAGACGAAUUCUGGGCCAGCCGUAUCAAUAUGGCCAAGCAAGAGAGUGCUUCGUCUUCCACCACUUUGGCUUCAACCAGCAGUGAUGGAGGUCAAGGGGUCGGUGUAUCAGCAGCGUUCCUCUCUGACAUCAAACCUCAGACGGAUGGUUGCAACGGUGUCAAGUAUAACCUAACGGCAGACAUCAUUGAUUCUAUAUUCCGUAUCUACCCUGCAGUGAGAAAGAAGCAUCUAGAGAGUGUCCCUCAUACUAUGUCCGAGAAAGAGUUCUGGACGUGUUUCUUCCAAUCUCAGUACUUCCAUCGAGAUCGUAUCAACGCUGGAAGCAAAGAUCUCUUUGCUGAGUGUGCUAAGAGAGAUGAGAAAGAUAUGACAGAGGAAGCAAACCAAACUGUAAAAGAUCCUCUUCUUGAUAUACAGGGGUUAUCUGACAGGACACUAAAUGAGGAGUUUGGGUUUUCUUUGGACAAUGUAAAGCAUUCAAGUAACGCUGUCAAUAAAUCCAUCAUUAAACGGUUUAACCAUCACAACACACGGGUACUAGCUGCAUCAGAAUCUAACAAGAGAAGCAUAGACGACGUCGAUGGACCAUCAACCAGCUCCCAAUCUUCCACACCAAGUCAGAACUCAAACACAAAUCAUCGAGUAGAGGGAGGAGGAGAUGGAGAUGAGAGCACUGCAAAGAAAGCCAGGUUACGAGAAGCAAUAGAGAUUGAAGAUCUAGCAUCUACCUCGAAGCAAGAUGGCGUUUCCCUGAGGCUUGAAAGGACAGACAGGUACUAUCAUGGUCCAACCGUUGUCCAGUCUACUGAUUACUUCUCAUCGGAGGAGGUGCUUGGUGCCUUGAGAGCUGUCCAGUCUGAGGUCAUGUCUUCUGUGCCUAAUCUACAUAAGGUUAUCUCCAGUAACACAGCAAGGUCAGUAAUGGGAGAGCUGACACCAGGGGGCGCUCUAAUGGCAAGCUCAGCCCAUCAACCUGUUCACACCUUGUAUAGUCCUGAGAUCCAGAAAGAAGUCAAGAGGUUGUAUGCUGCCCUUGCAGAGCUUCUGAGGCACUUCUGGUCAUGUUUCCCCAUCACCAAUCGCUCUCUUGAGGAGAAGGUCUUCAGGAUGAAAGGCACUCUGGAACAGUUUCAGGCCAAGAAAAUGAAACCAUUCAAAGAUACCCUUGCAAAGCAACAUAUAGGGCUUAAUUUAAUGAACCACAUGGAAGAUCUACUACAAACUGCUUACAAGAAAUACGCUCACUGGCAGAGUAAGAAACUUGGUGCCAAGUUAUCAUGACACUAGCCAAACCUUGCCCUAGACUCAAGG